Molecule: messenger RNA, 1949 nt
Organism: Amorphotheca resinae ATCC 22711
Lineage: Eukaryota; Fungi; Ascomycota; Leotiomycetes; Helotiales; Amorphothecaceae
Exons: 2
Coding region: 1-1632 (543 amino acids)
Biological process (GO): mitotic G2 DNA damage checkpoint signaling; protein phosphorylation
Cellular component (GO): site of double-strand break; cytoplasm; nucleus
Molecular function (GO): ATP binding; protein kinase activity
Source: RefSeq, a predicted model, not a curated record
AUGCAGUCUCAGCUAGACCCUCUACCAAACGACUUGCCUUUCCGCAUCAUAUCGAAGACAAUUGGGAGGGGAGCGUAUGCGUCAAUCAAAAAGGCAAUUCCGCCCGAGGAACUCCAUCCUGUCUUUGCAGUUAAAUUUAUACACAAAGCAUAUGCUGUCAAACAUGGCCGAGUCUCAGCAAAGCAGAUCGCCAUGGAGGUAUCACUACACUCCCAUAUUGGCCAGCAUCCCAAUAUAAUAGAAUGGUUCGCGACUGGGGAGGAUGCGGUAUGGAAAUGGAUUGCCAUGGAAUACGCCGAGGGAGGAGAUCUAUUCGACAAAAUCGAGGCAGAUGUUGGGGUCAGUGAAGAUAUUGCGCACUUCUAUUUCACACAGCUGAUCAGUGGAGUGAGCUAUAUGCAUUCGAAAGGAGUGGGACAUCGGGAUAUCAAGCCGGAGAACAUACUGCUCUCCGAUAGUGGAAACUUGAAAAUCGCAGACUUUGGACUUGCUACGCUCUUCGAAUACAACGGCAAAACAAAACUGAGUACAACAAUGUGCGGCAGCCCCCCAUAUAUUGCACCCGAAGUUAUCACUUGCUCGAAGAACGGCCAAUCAAGGAAUCCUCCAGGGUACGCUGCGAAUCUCGUCGAUAUUUGGUCCUGCGGGGUGGUUCUUUUCGUCCUGUUAGUUGGAAAUACGCCAUGGGAUGAACCUACACCUGCGAGCUGGGAAUUCGAGGAAUUUACUCGCACGGGAGGACGGAGCACAGACGAGCUAUGGCAGAAGCUCCCUGCGUCAGUCUUAUCACUAUUGCGAGGCAUGCUGAACGUGGACGUCGCCAAUCGUUACAAUUUCGAACGUAUCAAAAUGCAUCCCUGGUACACAAGGAAGAAUCCUCUCCUCACGCCGGACGGCAAGAUGGCAGACCCUCUCGGGAUGGCAGCACAAAUGCUUGAGAGCAUGCACAUUGAUUUCAGCCAAAAGCCUACAGCCUCACAACGGAACCCACGCCAGAGCCAAGAUGCUAUGGAUAUUGAUUCCAACGAGAAGACCUCGAAAUUCUCCUUCACGCAACCAGAAACGCCCAUCAACGAUAUCAUGUUCGACUGGGAACGACCUCCACGCGUUCAUGCCGCGGCACUCAGUGCAACCCAACCAGCAAAUGCCAAAGAUGCUGAUAUUUCUAGAAUGACCAACAGUGCAGCAGGCCCUCUAUUCCCAUCUCUCGCCGAUGAACCAAGCAUGAGUCAAUUCGCCUCUGCCCCCACGGUACCGCUCAGCCUGACCCAACACGCCCGCCGCUUCCGCGACAUCGUCCCGAACUACUCCCUCACACGCUUCUUCUCACAUCUCUCAUCCCCUCUCCUUCUCCAGAUGCUGCGCGACGCCCUCCAUCAACUCAACGUGCCAACCCCCGCCAUUCCCCAAGUGCAAGGCCGGGACCACGCCGCUUGGAUCGGGGUCAAGACCGUCGAUGGCAGGAACUGUGUUCUGCUUGGCGAUAUCGUAGUCGACACCUAUAUCUCGGGCGACGCCGAACUGCUCGAAGUCCGCUUCGUGAAGGUCAAGGGCGAUCCCCUGGAAUGGCGCCGCUUCUUCAAGAACGUCGUCGUGCUGUGUAAGGAUGGCGUGUAUAUCCCCGGGGCGUAGCGUAAGAGAUGACAGGGCGUUUCUUUAAGAUCUAGUAGAUGGCGUUGGCGCGGUGGGUAUAAUAUGGGUUAACCUGUAGGUAAGGAAGGUAGGAAGGUACCUAGGUAAGGUAGUAAUGAGUUCGGAAUGAGAGCACUUCUUAAUGAUACUUGAGGGCUUCAUAAUCCGAUGAAUCAGUUUUAAUUCAUGCUAUAUCUAGGAUAGGAAUCAAGAUUCGUCAUCGUUACUAUGAUGAGAGUGAUCACAACGUUUAUAUAAUUAACGCCUCCCUUCUAGCAAGAACUUCCAGCAAGAGAAGUAAAGGCUGCCUAGAGAAC